Messenger RNA from Ramularia collo-cygni, 324 nucleotides. RefSeq lists its product as uncharacterized. The transcript is spliced from 2 exons. The record is from RefSeq and is a predicted model, not a curated record. Bases 1 to 324 code for a protein of 107 amino acids. Gene Ontology annotation, biological process: defense response to bacterium; defense response to fungus. NCBI's taxonomy places the organism in Eukaryota, Fungi, Ascomycota, Dothideomycetes, Mycosphaerellales, Mycosphaerellaceae.
AUGACCUACAACCUCGAUUUCAGCUCCAAUGCUUGCAACAUUCCAGUCACUGGGAUGGACGUUGCCAUUAGCGCUGAAACCUUCGACCCACAUUCUCCACUGACCGGCGGCAUUGCCAAUCCCAACCGUAACAGUCUUUGCGGGAAGACACUACAAAUCACCCACCCGACGACUGGCGCUCAGGUCAUGGCAACAAUCGUCGACCGCAAGGCGUCCGGAAGCCCAGAAGCCAUCGAUGUGAGCCAGUCUGUGUUCGCAGCUCUUGGUGUGGACAGUGCGCUUGGCCACUGCGAGGUCACGUGGGCUGAGCCCAGUUACCCUUAA